Messenger RNA from Xiphophorus maculatus (southern platyfish), 1057 nucleotides. Its product is annotated as cytochrome c oxidase protein 20 homolog. The transcript is spliced from 4 exons. Gene Ontology annotation, biological process: mitochondrial respiratory chain complex IV assembly. The record is from RefSeq and is a predicted model, not a curated record. Gene Ontology annotation, cellular component: mitochondrial inner membrane; mitochondrion. The coding region runs from base 101 to 493 and encodes 130 amino acids. NCBI's taxonomy places the organism in Eukaryota, Metazoa, Chordata, Actinopteri, Cyprinodontiformes, Poeciliidae.
UAUGAAGAAUGGGCGGACAACCUUAACCCUAUUCGAUCUGGCGCAUGCGCAAAAGCAGCGCAGUUACAAGCAUUAGCGUUCAGUGUUGUUUUCCCAUCAUAUGAGCUUUCAAGAAGGAGAGCGAGGCUGGACAGUGAUGGCAGGAGAAGAAGGGGCUGGCCAGGAAAAGGGUUUUAAGCUGUUGGGGAUCCUGGAUGUCCAGAGGACGCCGUGUGCCAGAGACGCCAUCCUGCAUGGAGCCGGAGGUUCAGUAGCUGCUGGCAUGCUUUUCUUUCUUUCCACCAGUCGAGUGAGGCGCUCCUUUGAUGUAGGAUUUGCAGGCUUCAUGCUCACCACUCUCGGGUCUUGGUUUUACUGCAGAAUGAACAACGCUAAGUUACGGGUGCAGCAGAGGGUCAUACAGGAGGGCAUCCGGAACAAGGUAGUGUAUGAGGGAACGUCUCUAGACCCGACUAACAGACCCAGAGCAGACGCUCCAUCUGGCCCCUCGUGACGCCCAGCGCCUAAUCUCUAUAGCAGACAGAAUCAAAGCGACACAGGCGGCUACCUCUGUUGGAAGGUUUAUUUCUGUUGGCUUGGAAGUCUCUCUAAAGUUUCUGCUACUGGGGAAGUGGUCUGUUAAAGCAGAAAUUUUCAAAGUUGCAUUUAUUCAUAAAAACGUUUUCCAAUGCAAACAAGAAACUGGUCUUGAAGUUUAAACUGAGAAAUCUUCUUCUUUUUUUCUUGAGUCAACUCCAAUGACAUAUUUAUCUAAGAUGUUCAUUUCUGGAACAGUUAAUAAAAAAAUUUAAAAUGCGUAGAGGCUUGAGUGCUUGUUGAAGUUUUGAGUCAGAUUUGCUAUAUUAUAAAUGAUUAGAAUGAUUUAAGUGAAGCUCCUUCAAAAUUCUCAUUUAUGGUAAAGUAUGUCUACUUUUUGUAUAUUGAACCUCUGGUAUAAGUUAGGAGUGAUGUCUGGCGGACGAACACAAAUGAACAUUAAACUUUAAGGUUUUUCUUUCUAAGAAAAUUGUAAAACAAUGAAGUUUGUGGCUGUAACAUUAAAAUCUUUUAGUUCACA